AUGCCUUGGGGGCAGGAUUCGUUGAGUCGGCGAGACGCGUUAGAGCGCGCUGCGCCGAAAGAGGCGGAUACGACGUCGGUCGCCUCGGAUGUGCCGCCUAUCAAGCAGCUGGCGCUGCGACGCACGUCCGUGCUCCGCAGCCAGUGGUCCAAGAUGGUGGCGCUGGACUGGUCGCAGGACAGCCAGCACAUUCUCACAGCGUCGCAAGACGGCUACAUGAUCGUGUGGAAUGCCGAGGAAGGGUACAAGGUCCAGGCUAUGAAGCUGCCUGUGCUCUGGGUCCUGUGCUGCGCCUAUUCGCCUUCGGGACGACUCGUCGCGUCGGGCGGCCUGGACAAUGCGUGCACGCUGUACAAUAUGGCUGAGCGCAAGAAGCCGUACGACGUGCCGAUGGCCAAGCGGCUGCUGCGUCACAAGGACUAUAUCAGCGCGUGCCGCUUCGCCAGCGACCAUGAGCUGUGGACGGCGUCCGGCGACGGCACCGUGAUGCAGUGGGAUGUCCAAAGCGACCAAGUCGUGUCUACGCUCGAUGCGAAGCAGGGAGAUGUGCUGUGCCUGCAAAUGUCGCCCACGGACCCACACACGCUUCUGACGGGCGGAACAAGUGCGCUCGUGCACAUGUGGGACAAGCGCACCACCGGCAUCGUGCGCACGUUUGAGGGCCACCGAGCCGAUGUCAAUGCUCUCGACUUUUUUCCCGACGGGAGUGCCUUUGCCACGGCGUGUGAGGACUCGCUGUGCCGCCUCUUUGACGUGCGGACCGGCAGCGAGCUCCUGUCGCUGGAUCGUCCGCCGCCACGCUCGGCCGCUACGGCCGUGGCCUUUUCGUCCUCGGGCCGCCUGCUGUUCAGUGGGUACGACACCCACAAGAUGUGCGUGUGGGACACGCUGCGUGGCGAGCGCAUCAGCAUGCUGCAUGCGGGCCACACGCACAUGGCGUAUCUGGGCCGCAGUCCGGACGGCAGGUUCGUCGCAUCGGCCGGCUGGGACGGCAAGACCAUAGUAUGGGGUAUCUAG
This is a messenger RNA of Malassezia restricta, 1017 nucleotides long. Its product is annotated as guanine nucleotide-binding protein G(I)/G(S)/G(T) subunit beta-1. The record is from RefSeq and is a predicted model, not a curated record. The transcript has a single exon. Gene Ontology annotation, cellular component: cytoplasm; heterotrimeric G-protein complex. The coding region runs from base 1 to 1017 and encodes 338 amino acids. Lineage: Eukaryota; Fungi; Basidiomycota; Malasseziomycetes; Malasseziales; Malasseziaceae. Gene Ontology annotation, biological process: G protein-coupled receptor signaling pathway. Gene Ontology annotation, molecular function: protein binding; signaling receptor complex adaptor activity.